AUGUUUUGUCUUUCUGUGGUAAAGGACACCAUUCCGCUACACCCCUCUACCUUUGGGGCACCACCGGCCGACGCACUCAUCGCCGCACUGAACAAGAAAUACGCGAACCGCGUGCUACACACCGUCGGCCUGUGCAUCUGCGUCUUCGACCUCUCUCAGGCGGGAGAAGGGAAAGUCAGGUAUGGAGAUGGGCUAUUGUGGUAUAAAGUUGUUUUUCGUCUAGUCGUGUUUAGACCUUUCACGAGUGAAGUGCUCAUUGGCAAAGUCAAGUCGUCGGACGAGGACGGCAUUCGCGUCACCCUCGGAUUCUUCGAUGACAUGUAUAUCCCCGCGUCAUACCUCCCACAACCCACCGCAUUCGACCCAAAUGAACGCGCACACUUCUGGAUCCCCGACUCACCACUGACAACCGCCACCGAGCUCCUUGACACACCCCUCUCCUCGCGGAUGUACAUCGACCAAGGCGAAGUCGUGCGUGUGCGUGUGGAAAGUGACGAGUUUUGUGAUUUCGAGCCGGGCCCGCCGAGGGCUGUGGAUGGCGUCUUUGCAGGUGUUGGUAAGGAGGGUUCAGGAACUGGAGGACGGGCUCCGUACCUGGUUUGUUGUUCAAUUGCGGAGCAGGGUCUGGGACCCGUCGCGUGGUGGUCCGGAUCACAAGAAGAAGACGGCGGCGAAGAUGGGGAAGGCGACGAAGACGGAGAAGGCGGGGAGACAAUGGAUGAGGGUUAA
Molecule: messenger RNA, 729 nt
Organism: Psilocybe cubensis
Lineage: Eukaryota; Fungi; Basidiomycota; Agaricomycetes; Agaricales; Agrocybaceae
Exons: 6
Coding region: 1-729 (242 amino acids)
Biological process (GO): DNA-templated transcription; transcription initiation at RNA polymerase III promoter
Cellular component (GO): RNA polymerase III complex
Source: RefSeq, a predicted model, not a curated record